Messenger RNA from Fonticula alba, 1893 nucleotides. RefSeq lists its product as hypothetical. Gene Ontology annotation, molecular function: protein binding. The record is from RefSeq and is a predicted model, not a curated record. The transcript has 8 exons. Lineage: Eukaryota; Rotosphaerida; Fonticulaceae. The coding region runs from base 97 to 1581 and encodes 494 amino acids.
CCCGCCCCUCCCUUUCCAUUCGUCCUGCCUCCUCUCGCCCCCCCCCCUCCCACUUCGCCGCUCCUCCACACCCUCCUCGCCCUUCCCCCGCGCGCGAUGUCGGACACCUUCAACCCCUCGUCCAUACGCGAGGCGCUCAAGCUUCGCAAUGAGAUCCAGUGUGACCCCUUCCUCUAUGCGAUGAAGUCCGCCGAGCUGAGCCUCAGCUCCAGCUCGAAAUCAAACCAGGACAAGCAUGCCCGCCACUCGUACGAGCUUGUAGAUGCGCUUCUGCGCGUCCGCGAUCUGGAGAUCUCACUUGAGGCCGUCCGCGAGGAGAGUCGCCUGCAGCUUGCCGAGAAUGAGAAGCUGAAGAACGACUAUCACGACAUCAACAUGGCCCUGAGCAAGACCCGGGCGCAGAUCAACAUGCUGACCGAGGAUUUGACAUCCGAGCGGCUGGAGAACCAGCGCCGGGUUACGCGAGAGCAGCUUUUCGAGAAGUCCCACCGCGAGCUGUCGCAAAAGUGGCUGGCCGCAUGCAAUGAGCUGGCCGCUGUCCGAAGCGCCUCCACUAACUAUGUCUCCGAGGAGGAGCGCCGCGCUUUCAAGACCGACGGGGCCAUCAGCGAGCCGAAGCCCCCGCUCAUGAGCCUGCAGCUCCUGGACACCGAGCUCUCGCGCGCCCUGUCCACCGUGCCGACCCACUACAGCAAGAGUGUUCCGGCCCAUCGCCAUGAGAUCAACUGCAUCCAGUUCAGCCACAACGGUCACCGCUUCGCCACCGGGUCCACCGACAACACGGUGUCCCUGUUCACGGAAUCGGCCUCCCCUGUGCGCGUGAUGCAAAGCUCGCGGUCGUUCAUUACCGACGUCAACUUCAGCAAGGACGACGAGUUUGUGAUUGCCUCCUCUACGGACAUGAUCGCGCGCAUCUGGCGCGCCGAUACCGGGCGCAUCUUCCACCAGCUGACCAGACACUCGGGCACCGUGUGCGCGGCCAAGUUUUCGAUGGACUCGCAGCGCGCCGUGACUGCCAGUGCCGACCGGUCCAUCCGCGUGUGGGACAUGCAGACCGGCUACUCGCAGGUGGUCAUCCUGGCCUACUCCAUGGUCAAUGAUGUGGUGCUGAUGGAUGACUCGGCGACGACCCUGCUGUCGGCCCAGAGUGACCACAGUUUCUCCUUCUGGGACACCCGGUCGCACCGCCAUGUCAACACCAUCCUCAAUGUGCACACGCAGAACAUCAGCGGUCUCUACAUUUCCCCGGACUACCAGUAUGUCCUGUCGGCCUCGCGCGACAACACCCUCAAGCUGAUCGACGUGCGGAAGCUCGCCUCGGUGGCCACCUUCAAGGCCCCGGACUACCGGUCCACCUCGUCCUACACCCGGCCCAUCCUCAGCCCGGAUGGCUCGAAGGCCGCCGCCCCGUCAGCCUCCGGCAAGGUCUUCGUCUGGGACGUGCUCAACUCCAACGAGCCGUGCAACAUCCUCUCGAUGCCGGACAGCAGCGAUCCGCUUUUCUCGAACGGCUGGAGCCCCCUCGGCAGCCAGAUCAUCGCCGGUUCGAAGUCCGGUCGCCUGCACAUUUGGCAUGCGUAAGUGCGCAUGUGAGCGCGUCUGUGUCCUGCAUGCGCCCUCUCCCCCCUUCCUUCCGCCCGACGAGGCUGCGCUCCCCCGUACAUAUCCCCUGCCGCAGUGGUGGGCACUGCCAGCACGGGGGCCGGGCGUUGCUGCUGUUGCUGUUGGCUUUUUCUCCUCCUCGGUCCCCCUCCCCUCCCGUCCCCCUCCAGCAUGUGGGGAGAAAUUGACGGAGGGCGCCACCGGGGGGAGGGGGCGCAGGGGGCGUGCAUGCAAAUACACCCACAUAAUCGCACAGAGCCCGCGAGACAUCCAAAAAAAAAAGCCACGCCC